UGCAGUCGUUAUCUCGCUCCAUGGCUUUGUCCAUCAACUAUCGUUCCCGGCUCAGCUUUUGGUCACAUCUGACUCACAAAGGCGUUUAUUCGUUUCCCAACCAUAGGAACCCCUUUGCCACCAAAUUCAUAUAUAGGCCUGCAGCAAAGGACUAGAAUUAUCUUGACGACAACAGGACCCCAUAUAACAUCCACCGAUACCGAUAUCUACACUUGCAUCAGCGCAGCCAUUACAAAUCAUCUGUUGUAGCAGAACGAACAGGAUCAACUUUAUUAUCAACUUGAAAAAAAAAGAGCGGAUCUGCGCACAAAUACGGACACUAGCCCAGCUACAACUUUUUUUUGGUUCGCCAGAUUUCUCACGACAUCGCAUCAUUCCUCAACCCAAAUAACGCUCGACUGUACACUCAGCUCACAAUACAAACAUACACAACACAAAAAAGUAUGGCUGACCACUCGUUGAGCCGGAUAUCCGUCGCGGUGUCGCCAAUUGUACCCCCACAAUCACCUACUGCAUCAUUAUCAGCAGUACAACAGGUCACUGCAGCAGAUGUUUCAAAUAGCGCAGGGCCCACCCAACCUUCUCCAGCGCAACGCAUGAUCUCCGCCUGUGCUGGCUCCCUAUUGACAUCUCUCCUUGUUACGCCGCUGGAUGUGGUCAAGACAAGGCUCCAAUCACAAACAGUCGUGGCUACACCAACGUGUGCCGUGCCAUUCACUUAUACCAGCAACGCGUCUGCAUACGAGAAGCUGUGCACCUGCUGUCGCGAAGUCUUCUUUGCGCCCGAACCUCGACGAACAGCCACAGCAGCGAUCCGACAGAACAUCGCCAACAUACUUUCAGGAGCGAUCUCAAAGGACAGACCAUCACAACCCCCGCCACCAUUCUAUCGCCACAGUAAUACACCACAUGAUCCCCACAGCCAUCAUAACCACCGCCAUAUCCGAGGCAAGGAUGCAGGAUGUGGGCCGAGCAUCCUUCAGCAGCACCAGGAGGGUACGGUUGUGGGGAUGAAGGCUACGCCAGCACAGCAACGACGACUGGAGCAGUUGGCGGCAAAUUGUAUAGAGAACAACCAUGCGAGCAAGGCGGGGCAAGAACGGCGCUUUCAUGGAACGUGGGAUGGAAUGAAGAAGAUUGUACGGUACGAGGGUGCGACUUCGUUAUGGAGGGGGCUUUCUCCGACAGUGGCAAUGUCGAUCCCGGCGACGGUAAUUUAUUUUGUGGGGUAUGAUUAUCUGAAGGAUGUGUUGUCAGAAACGGCGAGGAAGGCGUCACCGGGCUCGUUGUUGGGGCAGACGCUUGUUUUCGAGUACGGCGGUUCGCUUGCACCACUGGUCGCUGGAGCAUUUGCACGGACUGUAGCAGCGACGGUGAUUUCGCCACUGGAGCUAUUCAGGACAAGGAUGCAGAGCGUCCACACGGAUACAAAGGGGAACUCGGGCUUAUUCAGGGGCGUAUCGCAAGGAAUUGUGGCGAUGGUGCGAUCAGAAGGCGUACUUUCACUAUGGCGAGGGCUGGCACCAACUCUCUGGCGUGAUGUUCCCUUCAGUGCGCUAUACUGGAUGGGCUACGAGAAUAUCAAGAAGCGCCUGGUAGUAUGGAGUAACAAUCAUUCCCAAGUACCAUUGAAUGAAUUCGAGAUUGCAUUCUCCAGUGGUGCUCUCUCUGGCAUGAUCGCAGCAACGUUGACAACGCCAUUCGAUGUGGCCAAGACCCGCCGCCAGGUGGAUUUGAUGCAGCCUGUUCACACAAAGAUAGGGUCACUGAUGCGGGCAAUCGUACAGGAAGAAGGCUACCGUGGACUCUGGCGCGGUCUGACGGCUCGGGUGGCCAAGGUCGCACCAAGCUGUGCGAUUAUGAUCUCAAGCUAUGAGAUCGGAAAGAAGGCCCUUUCGGAGCAAUGGUGGGGACUCGGAUCGUCGUCUGAUGGAAAAAAUGGGAGUAGUGGGAGCAGUGGGAACGCGAAGGUCGUAGGAAGCGGGGGUGCGACAGGAGCGGAUGAUCGGUUAGUGUUGAUGCGUGUUGCUGCUACUGCUGCAGGCGUCAGUGCCGCUGCUGCUUCAUAAAGAACGAUAUUAAGAGGCUCGUCUAGUAUUUGACCAUGA
Messenger RNA from Gamsiella multidivaricata, 2108 nucleotides. RefSeq names its product mitochondrial carrier domain-containing protein. The record is from RefSeq and is a predicted model, not a curated record. The transcript is spliced from 5 exons. The coding region runs from base 444 to 2069 and encodes 541 amino acids. Lineage: Eukaryota; Fungi; Mortierellomycota; Mortierellomycetes; Mortierellales; Mortierellaceae. Gene Ontology annotation, biological process: mitochondrial transmembrane transport.